UUUUUGUUUUUUAUUUGUUUUUGGCAUGGACACGGCGGAUUCUCCCACAAAAUCGCAGUCCGGCGAGGACGAGAACUACAUCCUGCUGUGUCAGGCGCACGAGCAGUUCAACAAUGCGGAGUUCGAUCGCUGCCUUGAGGUGCUCCAGGAACUUGAGACGAGGGGCGAGAGCAGUGGUCCAGUGCUGCGCCACAACCGGGCGGUGGUAAACUACCAUAAGGGUGGCUGCACGCAGCACUCUGCUCUCCUAAAGGAAUUGGAAGAGCUCACAGUCGACGCGGAUGUCCCGGGAGAAACAUCCAGCGGACUAACCCUGAAACAUGGUGCCGCCGCCGCCACGGUGGCACGGUACAACAGGGCGGUCAUCUACUAUCACCGCCAUAUGUAUGCGACGGCUCUGGAGAAGCUCGCACCUCUGGUCGCCAGAUUGGAGGCUCUGGAAAAAGCCAUGGCAGCUCUAGUGGCCACGCUUCAGCUGCAACUGCUGCUAGCCACCAAUCAACUAAACCGGGCCGAGGCCUUCCUGGACUACUUGCAGUACAAGCUGAACCUCGUGGCCAGUGCGCCGAGCAGUAGUCCGCCCACGGAGGAAACCUCUCCUGGUUCCACUUCCCCGCCAAGCACUGUGGCUGCUUCGCCCGCAGGUGCCAGCGCCGGAACUGGAGCUAGUGGAAGCUCAGCAGUAGAAGGCAGUUCUUCCGUUCUGGGCGGCAGUCUACAGCUUUUACAGCUACUCACCCUGGUGCUAAACCGAAAACCGGUUGUAAUCCCCGAAGAUGGAACGCCCGAGUACGCGGCAUUAAAGGCGCAGCAGUACUACAUCAUGAAGGACUUCCAAAUGGCAGCGAAGCAGCUGAUGCGCAUCAACAAUGAGUGCACACAGGCCGGAACUGUAACUCGGCAGCUAAGCACCUGUAUUGCUAAUAAUAUGGGGGUGAUCCAUUUAAGAGUGCGUCACUAUGCCAUAGCUGCCAAAUUCUUCCAGAACGCGCUGAACUUUGAUCAGAAGCUGGCACAAAAUCUGCGCCAGAGUACGCUUCAAACCAUGAGCUCAGCGCGCUCCUGUGAAAUCCUCUACAAUCUGGGCGUGGCCAUGCUGCAUUUGCGUCGACCCAAAGAGGCAUUCCAGUGCUUUUUGGUGCCGGUGAAGCAGUUUCACAGUAAUCCACGCCUAUGGCUGCGAAUGGCAGAAGCAUGCAUCAUGGAACACGAGACAAAAUUAGUAGAAGAGGAGCGCAACUCACAGGCGGGAACUGCGGCCGGAUCCUCUAGCAAGCCAUACGAUCCCCAAUCCGCUGGAGUCCCUGAGCCCACUUUAGAGUUUGCCGCCUUGUGCCUGCGGAGUGCUUUAACCCUCACUUUGCAUUACAAAGCCAGUUUCCAUAUCACGGCAGACUCUGCAGAGGACGGGGAGGCACCCGAGCCCAAGGACCCCACUCAGGAAUCGUGGCGGCAGCCGCAGGACAAUAAUUUUUGCAAUCCCUCCAAACCUGUUAGUCUGGAGUCGUUGGAGAACAUGUUAGCAGCCAUCUAUGCGGCACAUAGCUUUGUGUCCCUUCGCCUGGGUGACCAUGUGACUGCUCUGGAAAUGUCCGAUCAGUUACUGGCCUGCGAGCGUCUUUCCGAUGCGCACAAAUUACUGGGACACAUGUAUGCCGGCGAGGCAUUAAUGCUGAUGGACAAGGCACCAGAGGCACGCUUCCAUUUGGAUCCCGCUUUUGUGUCCACUUUAAAUGCAUUCGACCUGGAGACUCGCGAUUGGCAGCUGAAGUCGCUUGACGCCGCCCAGAAUGUGGUGCGAUACAAUCUGGCUGUGGCCAUGGCCCUGCAGAACGACCUGCCACAGGCGAAGUCACUCCUGGCCAGCCUGACGCACUCGUUGGUCAGCGGCAAGGCUAUGGCUCUAAGGCGUUUUAUUGACCUCAAGAUGGGACCUAUUCCAGGCACCGGAGUGGCUCCCAAUUAGACAACAAAUUGUGUAAAUAACUAGGCGGAAUCGAAGUACGAGAGAAUGGAAUGGAGUGUAAAUAUAGAGAAAUCCCUGAGCGACGUAGUCAUCGAAGUGUUUGUUGGUUCUUCAACGAUUGCAGGAUCGCUAUUCAAAAUUUGUUUCUUUGGCAAUUUGUUUUUAAAAUUUGAUUUUAUUUAUUAAAUAGGUCGGCAUUAAUGAAACACAUGGGCAAA
Molecule: messenger RNA, 2184 nt
Organism: Drosophila bipectinata
Lineage: Eukaryota; Metazoa; Arthropoda; Insecta; Diptera; Drosophilidae
Gene: Not10
Product: CCR4-NOT transcription complex subunit 10
Biological process (GO): negative regulation of translation; mRNA catabolic process
Cellular component (GO): CCR4-NOT complex
Molecular function (GO): protein binding
Source: RefSeq, a predicted model, not a curated record